Messenger RNA from Nycticebus coucang (slow loris), 2665 nucleotides. It is a transcript of the gene CHKA, whose product is annotated as choline kinase alpha. The record is from RefSeq and is a predicted model, not a curated record. Bases 181 to 1563 code for a protein of 460 amino acids. NCBI's taxonomy places the organism in Eukaryota, Metazoa, Chordata, Mammalia, Primates, Lorisidae. Gene Ontology annotation, biological process: CDP-choline pathway; phosphatidylethanolamine biosynthetic process. Gene Ontology annotation, cellular component: cytoplasm. Gene Ontology annotation, molecular function: ethanolamine kinase activity; choline kinase activity. The transcript is spliced from 13 exons.
GGAGCGAGCGCCGCGGCCAGCAGCACCAGCUCCGCUCCGCCGCCGCCGCUGCAGCCCGCCGCCCUCCGCGCGCAGACCCCGCCGGCCGGCCAGUCAGUGAGCCGCCUCCUGCCCGGCUUGACCCUGAGCCUCGCCUUCUCGCGCUGCGGCCGCCCGCGCCUCCUCGGCCGCCUGCCUGGCAUGAAGACCAAGUUCUGCACCGGGGGCGAGGCGGAGCCCUCGCCACUCGGGCUGCUGUUGAGCUGCGGCAGCGGCAGCGCGGCCCCGGCGUCCGGCGUAGGGCAGCAGCGCGACGCCGCCAGCGACCUCGAGUCCAAACAGCUGGGCGGGCCGCAGCCGCCGCUUGCGCUGCCCCCGCCGCCGCCGCCGCUGCCGGUGCUCCCGCUGGCGGCGGCCGACGAUCAGCCGGAGCCUCGGACACGGCGCAGGGCCUAUUUGUGGUGCAAGGAGUUCCUGCCUGGCGCCUGGCGGGGCCUCCGCGAGGACCAGUUUCACAUCAGUGUCAUCAGAGGUGGCCUCAGCAACAUGCUGUUCCAGUGCUCCUUACCUGAUACCACAGCCACCAUUGGUGAUGAACCUCGGAAAGUGCUCCUGCGGCUGUACGGGGCAAUUUUACAGAUGGUAUUUUUGAUAAAGCUGUGGAAUGGAAAGAGGUCCUGUAAUAAAGAGGGAUCCGAACAAGCUCAGAAAGAAAAUGAAUUUCAAGGGGCUGAGGCCAUGGUGCUGGAGAGCGUUAUGUUUGCCAUUCUCGCAGAGAGGUCACUUGGGCCAAAACUCUAUGGCAUCUUUCCCCAAGGCCGACUGGAGCAAUUCAUCCCGAGCCGCCGAUUAGAUUCUGAAGAAUUAAGUUUGCCAGAUAUUUCUGCAGAAAUAGCUGAAAAAAUGGCCACAUUUCAUGGCAUGAAAAUGCCAUUCAAUAAGGAACCAAAAUGGCUUUUUGGCACAAUGGAAAAAUAUCUAAAUCAAGUGCUGAGAAUUAAAUUUACUGAGGAAUCCAAAAUUAAACAGCUCCACAAAUUCCUCAGUUACAAUCUGCCUUUGGAACUGGAAAAUCUGAGAUCAUUGCUUGAAUCUACUCCGUCUCCAGUUGUAUUUUGUCAUAACGACUGUCAAGAAGGUAAUAUCUUACUUCUGGAAGGCCAAGAGAAUUCUGAAAAACAGAAACUGAUGCUCAUUGACUUCGAAUACAGCAGUUACAAUUACAGGGGAUUUGACAUUGGAAAUCAUUUCUGUGAGUGGAUGUAUGACUAUACCUACGAAAAGUACCCUUUUUUCAGAGCAAGCAUGCGGAACUAUCCCACCAAGAAGCAACAGCUCCAUUUUAUUUCCAAUUACUUGGCUGCAUUCCAGAAUGACUUUGAAAACCUCUGUAGUGAAGAAAAAUCCACUGUAAAAGAAGAAAUGUUACUUGAAGUCAAUAGGUUUGCCCUUGCAUCCCAUUUCUUCUGGGGACUUUGGUCUAUUGUACAGGCCAAGAUUUCAUCCAUAGAAUUUGGAUACAUGGACUAUGCCCAGGCAAGGUUUGAUGCCUAUUUUGACCAGAAGAGGAAGCUUGGGGUGUGACCCUGGGAAGGCCUCCAUCCACCUUGGCACUGGACGGCACAGGAGGUGGCUGAGCAGGGUCCCCUCUGUGCUCCGACUGCGCACCUGUGGCGGGAAGGCUCUGGAUGUCUCACUACUGAACACAGAUGUGUAUGAUACUAAAGACUGUAUUAAAGCGGGCUAACAUUUAUUUCACAUCUUGUCUGCGAUUUCACGGGACUCUGAGAUUGGGAAACAAGUAACAGUCUAGUAGUGCGGUAGUGAGUGUCUCUGAGUUCUUUCUUCUAGAGAAGGCAUUUUAUAUUUGGGGUUAAGGCUUUCAUCAGAUUCGGCAAACAGCCACAGUGAACAGUGGCACUGCAGGUACUCUGGUUAAUGUUGAUUUUACAGAUUUUUCAUUCAUGUGCUGGUGAACAUUGUGACCAGGCUUCUUGUAGAUGACAAUGUAUUAUAGACACUCACAUUCCCAGAGACAUACUGUGAAGUGACUAGUCAUAGCUGCAGGGCGGCCUUUCCCGUGGCCAGAAGCUGCUCUUUCACCCUUAUGGUCCAAAUGGCAGAAGCUGGAGAAGCAGAUGGCACAGGAGCCACCCACUGUGCAUGGGAGCUGUGGCCUCUCUGUGCCUCUUACACAUAUUUCGCUAAACUGAUGAGUUUCUUUGCCUGUAUGGAACCUCUGCCGGGCCCCUCCUAACCAUGUCUGUGGGGCAGUGUUGGGGCCUCCUGUCUCCCCUCAUCAGAGCAGGCUGCCUGGCUCAGCUUUCCGGGCCUUUCUUUCCUCCCCUCAGCUCAGCCUGCAGCUUAGGACCCUGUGACGGGGGCUGGUUUCCUCCGGUGGGUUCUGCCCCAGGGUCCCUGUGCCUCCUGCUGCAGCUAGGUCCCUGCCACUAGCUUUCCUGGUCCUCACUUUUCCUGGUGUCCUUGAUGUCAUUUGUGUGGGAAACACCAGCCAGCGUGUGGGGCGUGGAGAGAGUACAGCUGUGAAAUCGUAUAUAUGACAUGUCCUAUGGGAUAAAUUCAUAGCAGACUUUUUUUUAACUCUUAUUUGAAUUGUUUUUUGUUCAUAUAUUUCUGCUACCACAGAGAUUGUACUAUAUAAAUAAAUAAAUUAAUUAAAAACCCA